Fusarium poae is the source of this 981-nucleotide messenger RNA. RefSeq lists its product as uncharacterized. The record is from RefSeq and is a predicted model, not a curated record. The transcript has a single exon. Lineage: Eukaryota; Fungi; Ascomycota; Sordariomycetes; Hypocreales; Nectriaceae. Bases 1 to 981 code for a protein of 326 amino acids.
AUGGCUACACCAUUAAAAAAAGAUUCAGACGAAGACGGUUUAAAGAACCCCUCUCCCCAGAAGGUCCUCGUUGGAGCAAAAGGAAAUACUUGGAUUUGGUCCCCCGAUAGCUGGGAUCUUACGCAUUCGGAUAAUCCAAACCUGAAUCCCCCCACGAACAGCAUCCUCCUCAACUGCGAACUCGUCAAUGUCAAGAUUGAUUCUACCAAGACUGCGUUGGUCAUUAUCGACAUGCAAAACAUCGGGUUGAACAAAGCGCUCAAUCCACCAUCCGCGCCUCCUAUGUAUGAAGCUCAAGAUGCGAUCCUUCAAUACGCCAUUCCAGCUGCGCGCAAACUCGGCCUACAGAUAAUCUGGCUCAACUGGGGUCUCACUCAGGACGAUCUAGACAACAUUCCUCCAGCCGAGGUGCGCGCCUUUGCUUUCGAAGCCAACACAUCAAAAGUUGAUUAUGGCCUAAGCGAUCGACUGGGUGAUCCCAAUAACCCUGACAACUUUAUCAAGUUUGGCGAGAGACCGAAUCUGAGCCGACUACCGGGCGCAGAGCUUGGGGAAAUUGUACUGGAGGAUGGCACUCGUGUCAACGGUGGUCAGGUGAUGAUGAGGGGAACUUGGAAUGCUGCUCUUCACGGUCCCUUAGCUGACGCCUACGAAGAGGGCAAGAAUGCAGUUCGCCCAGAUGUUUGGAUCCACAAGAACCGCAACUCUGGCCUAUGGAACGAAAAGUCCGCCCUGGGAGAGUAUCUGAAGAAGGAAGGAAUCCGUACGCUCUUGUUUUCUGGUAUUAACACCGAUCAGUGUGUUGGAUCUACUCUACAAGAUGCCCAUGCUCAAGGCUACGACACCAUCAUGUUGAAAGACGGCUGUGGUACAGAUAGCUUGCCAUACGCAAAAGCAACGUAUGAGUUUAAUUGCGUGAGAAGCUGGGGAUUUCUCACUAGCUGUAGAGCACUUGCAAAGGCAGCAGGACUAGAAUACUAG